AGCGGAGUGUCGCGCUGAGCUGACAGAACGGUAGCGUUCUUCAACAGUAUGUGUGAAGUUCAGGUUAGGCUUUCAUACGUUUAUUUACCAUUCCAUAGAUAGACUGCCUGCAAGCGGACCAGCGCAUUUAAAGAGAGAGACCCGUCUACCUUGUGUGAAUUUGAUUGACAGUCAGCACAGGCUCAAGCAAGGGAACUUUAAACUAUUUCUCGCAGCUAUUCGGAAUAAACACACCGACAGCUAAAUGGUCAAAAUGGGUAAAGACUACUAUAAUGUCCUGGGCAUACAGAAAGGAGCGACGGAGGACGAGAUCAAGAAGGCGUAUCGUAAGCAGGCUCUGCGUUACCACCCGGAUAAAAACAAGGCUCCUAAAGCCGAGGAUAAGUUUAAAGAAAUAGCUGAAGCUUAUGACGUUCUGAGCGACCCAAAGAAAAAGGACAUUUACGACCGAUUCGGUGAAGAAGGGUUGAAGGGAGGAGGCCCCCCAGGAGGAGGGGGUGUUCCCGGGGGCCCUAGUUUCAGCUACUCCUUCCAGGGUGACCCCCACGCCAUAUUCGCCGAGUUCUUCGGGGGCCGGAGCCCCUUCGACCAGUUCUUCCCCCGAAACGGCGGGGGCCCAGACGGGGACAACAUGGACACUGACGAUCCCUUCGCCCGUUUCGGGAUGGGGGGGUUCCCCCGUUCUUUCAGCACAGGGAUGGGCGGAGGGGGGAUGGGGGGGCAGAUGGUUGAGAAGCACCAGGACCCACCCGUGCUCCACGACCUCAGGGUGACCUUAGAGGAGGUUCUCUCAGGCUGCACGAAGAGAAUGAAGAUAUCCCACAAGCGGCUGAACGCAGACCGACAGACCAUCCGGACGGAGGACAAGAUCCUGGAGGUGGAGAUCAAGAAGGGAUGGAAGGAGGGGACUAAGGUCACCUUCCCUAAAGAGGGGGACGAGACGCCGACUAACAUCCCGGCAGACGUGGUGUUUGUGGUCAAGGAUAAGCCACACCCGGUGUUCCGGCGAGACGGCUCUGACAUUGUUUACCCCGCCAAGGUCUCCCUCAGAGAGUCGCUGUGCGGCUGCACGGUCAUCGCCCCCACGUUGGACGGCAGGACAGUAACCGUGACGACAGGGGACGUGGUGCGUCCGGGGAUGAAACGACGCAUCACGGGGGAGGGGCUUCCUCUGCCCAAGCGGCCCGAUCGCCGCGGUGACCUGCUGGUGGAGUACGAGGUGGCGUUUCCGGAGAGACUGAGUCAGAGUGCCAAGGAGACCAUCGCACAGGUGCUUCCACCCUAGUCCUGACCGCUAUGAACUAUGAACUUGUUAAGGACAAACCGGACGGAGCCGACGAACAGUGAAAAGCAACAGGUGGCUGUCCUCCCUAUCGCCUCUGACCAAAGAACGUUUACCGCUGCCAUUUUCUGUUCAUUUCCAGACCAUUCUGCGUGUUGAAUCACCAUCGUUCGUCGACACCCAUCAGGUGACCUACUGCGCACGGCCAAUGUUCGUUAUGGUGUCUCUUGUCCUUUAGUUGAGAACUGCCACUUUGGACCUCGUGAGUCCACUUCAGAACCACUAGUGAACUGAGGAAAACCUGCAACUCAUAUUAUUCAAAAAGCAUCUUAGAGUAGGCAUACUGAUCUAGGAUCAGUGUAGCCUUUUAGAUAAUAAUGCAUGUGACUACAUGGACAGGGGGGCACCUGAUCCCAGAUCAGCACUCCUGCACUGUAGAACCAGAGAACAUCAUAUACAUGUUGUUUAGCUUCCUUUUAGUAUGAGCCUCUUUUUAUCUCUACUUCCCCACUGGUGAAUGUUUCCAUGUACAGACUAGAGCCAUUGGCUUGUUAGCAGUGGUUUCCAAACCUCUUCUCUGGGACCCUCAGACAUUUAACACAACGUUGUAGCCCUGGACUAGCUCACCUGAUUUACCUAGUCAAGGGCUUGAUGAUUGGUUGAUAUGAGAGAGAGAGAGAGAUGUGAGAAUGAAUGGACAUUUACUGCCAGAGAGACUGUUGGAGUAAGAGAUCACCUGAUUCACCUAGUCAAGGGCUUGAUGAUUGAUUGACUAAUGUAAUCAGAUGUUCUGGCUCUUGAGUAGAUGAAAUCCAUUUGUCUGUGGGUCCCCCAGGAGAGGUCUGAGAACUCCUGUUUUGGGGGAUUAGAUUGUAUCUCUUGGUGGCGUUUCUUUGUAGAUGACGUCUCUUCAUGUAACGAUUCUAGGGGUUUAGGUAUCAUGGGUGGUUUUCAUGGCUCUGGAUUCUGAUCAAAUCAAUAGAAAGUAUUGCCACUGAUCACUGAUCAAUACCCAUAGUCUGAUAAUACCCAUAGUUAAUGGUUUAGAAGAGAAACAAUGCUAUUUGAAUGCAUAGAAAUAUAAUCUAUAGACCCGACCUUCCCAUUCAAGUCAAUGCUGAUUCUAUUUCUAUGCUUGAAAGGUCUUUACUUUUCCAGGAUGCCUACAAUAACAGGGUGGAGGGAAGUGUGAGGUGUGUUUUUCAGCUAGCGUGUAUGAGUUAGCUGACUAGGUGAACUUUUUGUACAGAAACGGUUGGAAUGUGUGACUUGCUGUAGGAUCUGGGCUUUGUAUGGUGCAACUGUUGGAUUGUGUACUAUCAUGAGAUAGGAUGUUAGCACAGUAACCAUGGGAGAUAUAGGCCUUCAUGUUAAACCCAUAGCAUUCCUCUUUACUGAAUAUUAUACACGACAUGUAUUGUUGCUACCUGUUGUUGAUGCAGCAAGUGAGAACUGUCCAGAAACUGAUAUGAAGCUGUGUUUAUCGAGCAAAGAAUAUCAACUUUUGCUUUGUAAUGAUCUAUGCAUUUAAAUGAAAGAUCCCUCACCUCAAUAUAGAGGCUAUUAUUUCUCCUUCACAUCAGGAACUAGUUUUUAUAUUUAAAUCAUGUCAUUCAGAUUUAAGGAAUACCUUUAAGAAAACGUUAACCCUGGACAGAAUCUUCUACAACUGCAACCAGACUUUGAAUUUCUUAGUUUACUAAACAUUUCCCACGUAUGUAUUAUAUUUCUGAACAGUUUUCUAUACACAGAAUGUAUUUUCUACAUAACUUUCAUAAGAAAAUAAAGUUUUCUUCUAGA
Salvelinus namaycush (lake trout) is the source of this 3082-nucleotide messenger RNA. Its product is annotated as dnaJ homolog subfamily B member 1-like. Gene Ontology annotation, cellular component: cytosol. The transcript has 4 exons. Lineage: Eukaryota; Metazoa; Chordata; Actinopteri; Salmoniformes; Salmonidae. The record is from RefSeq and is a predicted model, not a curated record. Gene Ontology annotation, molecular function: transcription corepressor activity; Hsp70 protein binding. Bases 245 to 1285 code for a protein of 346 amino acids.